AUGGACCGUUAUCUUCCUAAUAGAAAGGCCCUAGAUGAUAUCGUUCUAGAGCUAGAAAUAGUGGCCGGAGCUCUUAGGAGCUUCAAGACACUUGAAAUCACCGACAUGGAAGCUCUUAAGGAAGAACGUAUCAAUCUUUUGAUCGUUCGUACGCAAAUCAUGUCCACGGAACUGAACUUCAGAAGAGAACGCAAUAAAAUGAAUAGGUUUUGGUUUCUCAAGUUGAUUUUCGGCAAUGAAAUCUCUGAAAUUUCCCUAAGACUUCUUUCGGCUCGCGCUGAAGCCGAACGAGUCGAAGGAUACUUUGAGUCUAAAUUCAGGGAAAUAAGGGGUAGGAUCAGGACUCCUAGCGAGAUAUUGAUGGAAGAUGAUUAA
Molecule: messenger RNA, 375 nt
Organism: Morchella sextelata
Lineage: Eukaryota; Fungi; Ascomycota; Pezizomycetes; Pezizales; Morchellaceae
Exons: 1
Coding region: 1-375 (124 amino acids)
Source: RefSeq, a predicted model, not a curated record